GGAAGACCCGAGAGAAAGAGCUGCGCCAUUGUCCCGUGGGGGCCGGAGGGGCGGCGGUGCGGCGGCUGCACCUGCAGCUCCGGUGGGAGGGCUCCCUUGCCGGGCCCUCUUCCCCGACCUCUGGGGCGCUCCGACGAGGAAGAGCCGCCCAGCGCGCGUCCGUCCUGAGCGUGGGUGAGGCCUGGAGGAGGCGCGCGCGCUAGGCAGGGCCGCACACCGCGGGCAGAGUGCUGGAUGCGGGCACCCGGGUCCCAGGCAGCAUCAUUAUCCAGGCACUUCAAGCAUGCUCCGUGUACCAACGUGGGAUCAUGGAUCACAUUGCCUCAGGCCAAGAAAGCCAUUUUAUAGUGAAAGAGGACAGCCUCUCCCUGGGGCGCUCGGAGCAGCCGCACCCCAUCUGCUCCUUCCAGGAUGACUUCCAGGAGUUUGAGAUGAUCGAUGACAAUGAAGAGGAGGACGAUGAGGAUGAAGAAGAGGAGGAGGAGGAGGAGGAGGGAGAUGAGGAAGGCCAGGAGGGAGGAGACCCUGGCUCAGAGGCACCUGCCCCCGGUCCCCUUAUCCCCUCCCCUUCUCUGGAGGAGCCCCAUAAGCACCGGCCCACCACCCUCCGUCUGACCACACUGGGGGCCCAGGACUCCCUGAACAACAACGGAGGCUUUGACCUGGUGCCUCCGGCCUCCUGGCAAGAGACAGCGCUGUGCUCACCCGCCCCGGAGGCCCUCAGAGCAGAGCUCCCGGGCCCACUCCCUCCCACGGACACAGGGCCCGGCGGGACGCAGUCGCCAGUGCGCCUGGGUUGCGACUGCGAAGGGAACCGGCCUGCGGAACCCCCGGCGCCAGGGGGAACUUCGCCCUCCUCAGAUCCCGGCAUCGAGGCUGACCUGAGAAGCCGCUCGAGCGGGGGCCGCGGGGGACGUCGCAGCAGCCAGGAGCUGUCCUCGCCCGGCUCCGACUCAGAGGACGCGGGCGGCGCGCGCCUAGGGCGCAUGAUCUCGUCCAUCUCGGAGACGGAGCUGGAGCUGAGCAGCGACGGCGGAAGCAGCAGCAGCGGCCGCUCCUCGCACCUCACCAACUCCAUCGAGGAGGCCUCGUCGCCCGCCUCAGAGCCGGAGCCCCCGCGCGAACCCCCGCGCCGCCCCGCCUUCCUGCCCGUGGGUCCCGACGACACCAACAGCGAGUACGAGUCAGGGUCGGAGUCGGAGCCGGACCUCAGCGAGGACGCGGACUCGCCCUGGCUGCUCAGCAACCUGGUGAGCCGCAUGAUCUCCGAGGGCUCCUCGCCCAUCCGCUGCCCCGGCCAGUGCCUGUCUCCUGCGCCGCGCCCGCCCGGGGAGCCCGUCACGCCGGCCGGCGGGGCUGCCCAGGACUCCCAGGACCCCGAGGCGGCCGCGGGGCCCGGCGACGUGGAGCUGGUGGACAUGGAGACGCUGUGCGCGCCGCCGCCGCCCGCGCCCGCCGCGCCUCGACCCGGCCCCGCGCAGCCCGGGCCCUGUCUGUUCCUCAGCAACCCCACGCGUGACACCAUCACGCCGCUGUGGGCCGCGCCCGGCCGCGCUGCCCGCCCGGGCCGAGCCUGCUCCGCCGCCUGCUCUGAGGAGGAGGACGAAGAGGACGACGAGGAAGAGGAGGAUGCCGAGGACAGUGCGGGGCCCCCCGGGGUCAGGGGCACGGGCCCCUCAGCGCCGCGGGACGCCUCGCUGGUGUAUGAUGCGGUCAAGUACACGCUGGUGGUGGACGAGCACACGCAGCUGGAGCUGGUGAGCCUGCGGCGCUGCGCCGGGCUGGGCCACGACAGCGAAGAGGACAGCGGCGGGGAGGCCAGCGAGGAGGAGAUGGGCGCGGCGCUGCUAGGCGGUGGUCAGGUCCCGGGGGACACCUCGCCGGACAGCCCUGACCUCACUUUCUCCAAGAAGUUCCUCAAUGUCUUCGUCAACAGCACAUCUCGGUCCUCCAGCACCGAGUCUUUUGGCCUUUUCUCCUGUCUGGUCAACGGUGAGGAGCGAGAGCAGACCCACAGGGCUGUGUUCAGUGACCUCUCCCCCAACGGCAGGUUCAUCCCACGGCAUCCAGACGAACUGGAGCUGGACGUGGAUGACCCUGUGUUGGUGGAGGCCGAGGAGGAUGACUUCUGGUUCCGUGGCUUCAACAUGCGUACGGGGGAGCGCGGUGUGUUCCCUGCCUUCUACGCCCAUGCGGUUCCCGGCCCUGCCAAGGACCUGCUAGGGAGCAAGCGGAGUCCCUGCUGGGUGGAGCGCUUUGAUGUGCAGUUCCUGGGCUCUGUGGAGGUGCCCUGCCACCAGGGCAAUGGCAUCCUGUGUGCUGCCAUGCAGAAGAUUGCCACUGCCCGGAAACUGACUGUCCACCUGCGCCCUCCUGCCUCCUGUGACCUCGAAAUCUCUCUUCGGGGGGUCAAGCUGAGUCUGAGCGGAGGAGGGCCCGAGUUCCAGCGCUGCAGCCAUUUCUUCCAGAUGAAGAACAUCUCCUUUUGCGGCUGCCACCCCCGAAACAGCUGCUAUUUUGGCUUCAUCACCAAACACCCCCUGCUGAGCCGCUUCGCCUGCCAUGUCUUUGUCUCCCAGGAGUCCAUGAGGCCGGUGGCGCAGAGCGUGGGCCGCGCCUUCCUGGAGUACUACCAGGAGCACCUGGCGUACGCCUGCCCCACGGAGGACAUCUACCUGGAAUAGCCCGCCCACCGCUCUCUGGCCGUCUGCUCCAGGCACAGCUGGGGCUGAGGAUGUCUCAAGAGGCCACCAUGGCUUUGGCAAGGACUGGAUUGGGGGGACAUGGGACGUUACGCUUGUGGGGGUCUGCGGGCUGGGAGCUCUCAUCCUCGGUCCCCAGGGCACAGCUGUGGGGGCUGUGGGGGAGUGGGGCCCCCGUGCCCCCGCUUUUCCUCAGAUCCGUUCUUUCUCUGUGUUGUCCUCCUCCAUCCCUCCCCAGCCUCCCUUUUCUCUCUCCUGGUGUCUCUGCCCCUCUCUGUGCCUGCAAACCUUAUCCUCUAGUCUUCACUUUGGGGUCAGAACUUUGGGGGUGUGGAGGAGGCGCGGCUCUGGGGUCGGGUAAUGCCGGCUUCCAAGUGAUGCCCUCCUGCCACUCCCCUGCAAUUUAUAAGGGAAUUUUAAUUUUUAUAGUGAAUCUCAAGGGAUCGUCCCAUCCUUGACCACAGGGACAAGAGGGGCCCCCUCGCCCCAGCCCCACCCCACAUGGAGCUCAGGGGGAAGCAGGGAAGGGUUCCCAAAAGAGCCCUGCGGAGGCUAGGAGUGGUUCUUGAUGCUCACCUGAAGCCCCCAGACGCUGCUAGGAGGAGGGGGCCCCUCCUGGGCCCCCAAUACUCCUCCGCUUGCCGCUGCUAGCGCACCCCUGCAGUCCAGCGUGCAUCUGCCCCACGCACGCCCCGUGCUGUGUUCCUGGGCCCUGCCCAAGGCCUCAAUAAACUCUCUGCUUGGUGUGACA
This is a messenger RNA of Rhinopithecus roxellana (golden snub-nosed monkey), 3453 nucleotides long. RefSeq names its product mitogen-activated protein kinase 8 interacting protein 2 (gene MAPK8IP2). Bases 309 to 2684 code for a protein of 791 amino acids. Lineage: Eukaryota; Metazoa; Chordata; Mammalia; Primates; Cercopithecidae. The record is from RefSeq and is a predicted model, not a curated record. The transcript has 12 exons. Gene Ontology annotation, cellular component: cytoplasm. Gene Ontology annotation, biological process: regulation of JNK cascade. Gene Ontology annotation, molecular function: protein binding.